AUGAAGUCUCGCUAUCGUUUGCUUGGAGCUGCUAGCAUUUGUCUUCUUGUAUCAACUUACUACCUCUUCCGCCUUCGUCAGGUAUAUUUGCCGGCCGGCAUAACGAUUAAUAACGGGGAAUAUUUGAAUCAGGAUUAUCCAGCUACAACGAAACUAAGCAUCAAGACCGUGGUUGCCUCGCAAAGCCGCGACAACACCACAUGGCUACCAACGCUCUUUCCUGCUUGGAACCAUGACAUUUUCGUCGCUGACCAACCCAGCGCUGCUUUGUCAGUACCUCGGAACAAAGGUAGAGAGGGCAUGACCUAUUUGACUUUCAUCAUCAACAACUACUCGUCUUUGCCCGACAUUGUUAUUUUCUUACACGCUGAACGAUACCAAUGGCACAAUGACGACCCAUUGUAUGACGGAGCACGCACAUUGUCGCGUCUCCAGCUUCCUUCUAUUCUCGAGCAAGGGUACGUAAACCUUCGCUGCGUUUGGACAUUAGGAUGUCCGAAAGAGAUACGCCCACUAGAUCACCCUGUUGACGAGAUCACGAGCGAGACUUCUGCCGACCAAGUCUAUGCUGCUGCGUUCAGAGAGCUCUUUCCAGAUGUACUCGUUCCCGAGAUCAUUGGGGCAAGCUGUUGUGCGCAGUUCGCAGUGACAAGAGAGACUAUACUGAAGCGACCAAGAGAAGACUAUGAGAGAUAUCAACGUUGGCUGCUCGAAACGGGGCUCGAAGAUGGUCUAUCUGGUAGGAUCAUGGAGUACUCGUGGCAUAUCAUAUUUGGGAAAGAGGCUGUCUUUUGUCCGAGAGCAGAGGACUGUUAUUGCAAAGUAUAUGGACUAUGCGACUUGCAGUGCGACGAAGAAGGUAAGUGUCGUGAGCAAUACACGUUACCGCCAUACUCGACCCUUCCUCAAGGUUGGCCUUGGUAUGGCUGGGAUGGCCAGUGGCAGAACGCCAGCGCAAUGUGA
This is a messenger RNA of Aureobasidium melanogenum CBS 110374, 963 nucleotides long. RefSeq lists its product as uncharacterized. The record is from RefSeq and is a predicted model, not a curated record. Lineage: Eukaryota; Fungi; Ascomycota; Dothideomycetes; Dothideales; Saccotheciaceae. The transcript is spliced from 2 exons. The coding region runs from base 1 to 963 and encodes 320 amino acids.